Physella acuta is the source of this 5509-nucleotide messenger RNA. RefSeq names its product adenylate cyclase type 2. Lineage: Eukaryota; Metazoa; Mollusca; Gastropoda; Physidae. Gene Ontology annotation, molecular function: adenylate cyclase activity. Gene Ontology annotation, biological process: cAMP biosynthetic process; intracellular signal transduction; adenylate cyclase-activating G protein-coupled receptor signaling pathway. The record is from RefSeq and is a predicted model, not a curated record. Gene Ontology annotation, cellular component: plasma membrane.
UUCACUCGCUGUUAUUCUCCAUACCGGAUCUGGUAUUUAAAACAUUGAUGACAACUGAUAGGCUAACCGGAGCUUAACAAAUGAGGAAUCAAGCAUGCAUUCGUUGAUUAAAAUAGACGGGAUGAUUGCCAAAUUAAAUAAACACGUUGUCUGAAUUCUUGAAGAUAAACACGAACGAAACUCAAGUGUUUGUGCUUUCUUCUUUGCGAAACUAACUAAUUUUGUUUAGAUCAAAUGAUAAGCUGAAUAAAAAAAUAGAACAGGUGUAAUCAACAAAUGUAUCGUAUUCAUCAAAACAUAUGAAGAAAAUGUUAGCAAUGAGAAUCUAAUACUACUUCAAACGUCAGUAAAAGCAGGAGUUAUCUUCACGCAAUUAUCGAAUCUAUAUGUGGAUCAACAGGAGUUAUCUCCUCACAGUUAUCCAAACUGUAUGUGGAUUAAUAGACGGAUUCAUUGGAUAAUUGGAUAUUGGGCAGGCAAAUAUCUAAAAUAAGAAAAAAGCCGAAUAGGAUUAUUCUAUUGGAUCAAUUCAUCACUCUAGUCUAUUGGUAGAAUCACUCUAAUAUAUUGGUAGAAUCAGUCAAGUCCAUUAAACAGAAUCAUUACUCUAGCCUAUUGGAUAGAAUCAUCACUCUAGUCUAUUGGUAGAAUCAGUCUAGUAUAUUGUUAGAAUCACUAUAGUCUAUUAAUAGAAUCAUUACUCUAGUCUAUUGAGUAGAAUCAUCACUCUAGUCUAUUUAAUAGAAUCACUCUAGUCUAGUGAAUAAAAUCACUCUAGUUAAUUGGAUGGAAUCAUCACGUUAUUUGAAUUAAAAUGCAGAUACAGACACAUUAGAGUAUAGACUUAUCAGUGUAUUCUUUUGUAUAAACAUAUCGGACAAGUCUAUUGAAUAGCUAGAACACACAACCCCAGAAAAAGAGGGGAAUAGACCGCGUAAUACAGGCUAUUAUAUUAAGUAGAACCAUCAAACUGAUCUAUUGAAUAGACUGAAUAGACAAAUCACUCUAUCAAGAGGAUGGGCUCUGUGAUCUAUUCUAUUGGAUAGACUGGUCAGAUUGGAUAGACUAGUUAGACCAGCGUGUCGGAUAGACUGACAAGAUCAGGCUGUGAGACUACACAGAGAUCCGACCCACCAGCCCUCCAGACGGGGUAGCAUGGUGCCAUGGCCGCCAUACCACUCUCCCUCGCCAACGGCGGCCGCAGCAUCCACUUCGAUGACGGCCACGUGACUCCGCACCCCGACACCCCUCCCGGGCCGGACCCCGGUCUGAAUGCCGCCCCACCCACGAAGCCGUCCUCCCGCCACAAGCCCGCCAUCAACCUCUGCGUCAGCUACACGCGCGCCAACAACAACAACACCAAAAACAGAAACCAUGGUAACGUGAGCCUGGACUCGAGUCUGGGGGAGUCCCCGCCCCUGACUCCCCUGUACGACGCCCACGACCACCGCCUGUCCAGCAUCAGCAGUCAGGUGACCUUGUUCCACAACGGCAACAUGGAGUCUGGGCUCCUGGCAUUCUCUGGACGAGACUCCCCGAAACCCAUACACUCCAAGACGCUGUCUCUUAAGCGGGUCAAGGGAUCUUUCAACGACCUUGACCUCGAGAGCCUGUACAAGACGUACACAGUGAGCAACAAGUACCCACUGGUCGUCAUCUACCUGGCCUUGUUGUCUUUGAUCUCACUCGUUUUGUUGGUCCUGGCCAUUUCCUUUAUCCACUCGCAGAAGAGUUCUCCCAUCGAAUCCAUCGGCCGUAUCGUCAACCUCAGCCUCAGUUUCAUCUACUUCACCACCCUCCUCCUCAUCAUCCUCUUCGCCUACCAGCAGUCGUUCCUCACCCACCCCACCUACGUGGGUCUCUUCAUCCUGGCCGGGACCACCAUCUCCAUCAACGUCUACUUCGCUUUUGGCAAAGGCAGGACGCCAACAUCUGAUGUGCCGUCUUUGUUUUAUACAGUGGUUGUAUCCUACAUGGUGCUACCCCUCUCCAGAAAAUGGCUGCUCAUCUCUGGCACCGCCGUCACCGUGCUACACCUGGUCACAGCUGGGGCCAUGUCCGAGACCGCUGACCUUGGCUCACAGCUGGUCUGUACGGUGCUGGUGCUUGUCUGUGCCAAUGUCAUCGGUCUCAGCCACAAGUUCCUGUCUGACAUCGCCCACAGGCGGGCGUUCUUGGAGGCCCGGAACUCGGUGGAUUCCAUGAUAAAGCUGGAGAAGGAGAAACAGCAGCAGGACGAGCUGUUGGUGUCGUGUAUACCCAGCAACCUGGUGACGGAGAUCAAGAAAGAUUUACAGGAAAAUAUGCGGGAGCCUCGGCCGAUGUUGUUCCACGACUUGUAUGUUGAAAGAUAUGACAAUGUUAGCAUACUGUAUGCAGACAUCGUCAACUUCACACCUUUGGCCUCUGAAUGCACGGCAGCAGAGCUGGUCAAGAUGUUGAAUGAAUUGUUUGGACGCUUCGAUCAACUGGCCUCUAAGAGCAACUGUAUGAGGAUCAAGAUCCUGGGUGACUGCUACUACUGUGUCUCUGGGGUCCCUACAGCCGACAAACAUCACGCGCUCAACUGUGUCCGUAUGGGGCUCAGGAUGUUGGACGCCAUCAGAGAUGUAAGGGAAGCAACCAAUGUGGAUGUUGAUAUGAGGAUUGGAGUUCACACAGGCUCUGUGCUCUGUGGAGUACUGGGCCUUAGAAAAUGGCAGUACGAUGUGUGGUCUGAUGAUGUUACCAUAGCAAACCACAUGGAGUCUGGCGGCCUCCCUGGCCGUGUUCACAUCUCAAAGCAAACGCUGGCUUUUCUUGAAGGAGAAUAUGAAGUGGAGGAUGGUAAAGGACAUGAGAGAAGUUUAUUUUUAGCUGAGAACAAAGUGGAAACAUUCCUGGUGGUUCCAGUAGAGAGGCGGCAAACGCGGGACAGGAAGCUGGGCAAGACCAGGUACCACCUGAGUGGACUGCGCAAAUCUCUGCGAGUGACCAAGUUCCUGGAGACCUGGGGUGUAGACAAACCUUUCGCCAACCUGAAGACCAGUUCCAUGGUCUCCAAAGUCUUGAGUCUCACGAGCCUUGCUUUGAUAGAUUCCAACUUUAUGAUGAACUCCACUGGCAUUGAUCAAGGACUUCUGGCAGCAGACAAACAACAGCAGGAUGAGAUCAACACGCGUCUCCAGGAGAGGUUAAAUAAUAUCAGUCACAACAGCUACCAGUGUAAAUCUGAAGCAGAGAUGCAUUCCGUGUUCCUGCAGUUUCUUGACCCCUCAGCCGAGCACAGUUUUUCAAAACAAUCUGAUGACAUGUUCUCAUUUUACGUUAUCUCAGCUUUCUUCAUCUUCAUCGUUAUAUUCAUCAUUCAGGCUAUCAUGUUGCCCAGGAGUGCUUUGUUUUUCGUCACCUCCUUUUUUGGAGUUUUGUUAUUUACAGCUUUAACAGCUGUGUGUUUGUGUAACAAGUUUCAUUUUUUGAAACGCUGUCACAAAUUUUUGGACAUUUUCACCAAGAUCUCAGAGUAUGUGGGCACCAUGGCAUGGGUGCGUGUGGUGCUUUCAUUGUGCUGCGUGGGCUUUAUUUUCUUCACUUCAACUAUCAGCAUGGCACACUGUGAAGGCUCUGUGAACGCAACAGAUAGAACAGCGGCAAAGUCUGAGACAGGGACAGCACUAUGUAGCUACCCUUCAUAUUAUGUCUUAAGCUUUUUGCUCGCCUUCACUGGUUACAGUAUCUUCAUACAGAUCAGCUUCAUCAUCAAACUCAUCUUUCUCUCCAUCAUGUUCAUCUUAGUCAACAUCAUCAUACAUGCAGGGAAAGGCUCAGUGUUUGAUCAGUAUGAUUACCUACACAGUGAAGGGAAUGAAUACAUGUCACUAAGAGAAAGAGCUACCAUUUAUUUUGUUAUUGUGUUGUUGACUAUGCAUUACCUAGACAGACAGAUGGAAUAUGCAAACAGGCUAGGACAUUUAUUCAAACUACAGUUCCAGAGAGAGACAGAACAGGUAAAAAUGAUGGCUGCUAUAAACAAAAUAGUUCUGGAAAAUAUCAUACCAUCCCACGUUAUAGCAUAUUACCUGCGAUCCUCUCGCAAACAUGAGGAACUGUACCAUGAAUCCUGCAGCAAUGCCUGUGUCAUGUUUGCCUCAAUUCCAAACUUUAAAGAUUUCUACCAGCAAACCAAGGCAAAUGGCGAGGGGCUGGAGUGUAUACGGGUACUCAACGAGAUCAUUUCAGACUUCGAUGUGCUACUUAUAAAGAAAUUUCAGGAAGUUGAGAAAAUAAAAACAAUUGGAAGCACAUACAUGGCAGCCACAGGCCUACAUGCUGGGGCUAGAAGAAUAGAGGAUAAUGAAACGUGUGAGCGAGACAUUAUUCUAAUGAUUCAGUUCUGCUUGGCCAUCAUGGCCAAAUUAGACGCCAUCAACGAACAUUCUUUCAACAACUUUAGCUUGAGAAUUGGUGUCAAUAAUGGUCCAGUGAUUGCUGGAGUCAUUGGUGCCAGGAAACCCCAGUAUGACAUUUGGGGGGACACGGUCAAUGUGGCCAGCAGGAUGGACAGUUCUGGUGAAGCGGGCAAAAUCCAGGUCAGGGAGGAGACAGCUGCCAUUCUGACCAAAAAUGGCUACCACCUCGAUUACAGGGGGAUCACUAAGGUCAAAGGGAAAGAACCCAUGAAAACAUUCUUUCUUCAAGCUAGAAGUGACUCCACUAAUCUGUAAAGAAAAAUUGCUAAAACCAAUGUUAUAAACUUGUUCCAUUUUAAACCACUUGAAGUGGGGGAAAAACUUUGCUAACCAAAACCACAAGUUAUUUAAUACUGGCUGAAUAGAAAUCCUUUGUAAAUAAAUAAAUAAAAAUUCAACAAGAGUGACUGUUCUUGUUUCCAUGACUACCAAAUGCUCAGUUGACAACUUAGCACAUUUAUGUAAACUAUUCAUAUUACUGAAUCCUUUGUGUUCAGUCUCAUGUUUUGAGCUGGGAAAAUCCAUCCUCACCCCCUCCCUCUCUGUACAGUUGUCAUGUUGCUUCAACUGGAAUGUUAAUAAUAACCACAAUUUUUAACUGUCAAUGUUGAUCUAUGCUGUUGUGUAGCAGAACAGUCCAAGUUUGAUAUAGCAGAAGCAUGAAUGGUUUGGUUUUUUUUUUUUUUUUUUGCUUGAAGGCAAGUGUCAAAAGGCAACAUUCAAGUAACCAAUAACAAAAGUAUGAUGCCAAUCUCGAAGUAGUAUGUGAGUGUGUGUUUUGCUGUGCUAAUCAAAGCACCAUCAAAAUUUGAUUUGUUAACACUUUCUUGUCUUUCAACAUAUCUGCUACACAUUUUUGACCAGUCAGAAAAUGUUUGACAUUGCACACAAAAAACCCAAGUUAACCCUUUGGCUGCUAAAACUUGCAUGACAUCCAUGCAGUGCUCCAGCAGUUAAUGGGUUAACUAAUAUUGCCUAUAAUUUUCUAUUUAAAUUAAUAUCACAUCCAUUUUGCCUAGUCAUUAUUGAAUUUGUCAAUAAAUUAUUGUAUAAUUUCCUGA